AUGUCCGCCGCACACCUCUAUCAAAACGAAGAGUCAAAGGCUGUUGUUCCGUUGAAACUCCAGACAAAGGCCAUUUCGUAUCUCGCCGGACAGCUACCCACGCCACCUCAUAUUGAUGGGCUUGGAGUGUCCAUCUACCGCAAGCCAGCAGCAGGAAGACUAGUCAGAGCUAGUGUUCAAGAUGAUGUCGUUCUGGGAACUAUUCUACUAGGAAUGACAUCGGCCUGGCACGACGUAUCUUCCACUGGAUUAAUGCAUCUCCACGGAUCAAGGGAGCUCUUUAAAGCCUGGAUGUCAUCUAGCCAUCUAGACACCGGCCUCCAACAGAUGAGGAGAACGACGACCGCUACCCAAGACUUUGUGGUCUCGUCCAUGGUGUACUGGGAAGCCAUGAGCUCCUUCAUCGUAGACCAGGACCCGGACGCUCUAUCCUACCUGGACGUCUUCUGCCACCUCCCGCCUUCUCUCAAGAGGUACCCGUGUCCCUGGACAGGCGUGGGGACGAUCACCUUCAUAUACCUGGCAAAAACAGCGACGUUGGUCAGGAAGUUUAGAGUUCUGGGUAGUUUGGGCUUGUGCCUACGGGGUGGUGGUGUCCAGGAUACGUCGUACUCGGAUCUUUUGCAACAGGCCACGAUCUUACAAGAGGAGAUUUCAAGGCUCGAAGAUUCAGCUGUGGGCUCAGUUGCAGACAGUGGCGAUAUAUUCACACCUCCAGAUCAUCUCAUCGCCAUGGAGCAAUGUUACCGGCAGGCGGCUCUGAUUGAGUUGUACAGGGCAUUCCCCGAGCUGGUAGAAAUCUCAACCGCCAAGGAUCACGCGAGGCUCGAUGCCAAUGAACAGGAUAAUGGGAAAGCGGGAGAAGUUCAUCAUCUUGCUUUGAGGAUCCUUCAGACCAUGGAAGAGAUACCCGUCACAUCUGGCACCGUCUCGACGCAGCUUUUACCGCUCAUCAUCGCCGGGAGCGUUCUCGGUCUGGUUUCGAGAGAGGAUAUUGCCGAUGAAGGUACUGAGUUUCUAGGCAGUGCGAAAGAGGUCACGAGGUGGAGAGACUUUGUGAGAAUGCGCACUCGUUGGCUUUACCAGUUGAUUCGACUCAAGCCUACGUCUUCAGGCACAGCUGCCGUGGAAAACACAUUCUACACACCACAAGAUUCGAAGCCUGGGCUGGUCGAUACCCUUGCCACCAACAAAGCCGUCCAAAACGUCGCGGAUGCCUUCUUCUCGAUCGACGGUCUGUCCAGCCGCGAGUUGAUGCCGUAUGCCCAUGACCCAUUCCGCCUCCCUGCAGCUUGGAUGAAGUACGAUCACCUGUCCGCCAAAGACCGUCUGAAUCAGCUCGACGUUAGCCAACACAACAAGGAUCUUUUCGACGCCAUGAUCAGCUCUUUUGGCGCGGUCCCCGGCAGCGAGUGCGGUUUCACCGAAGUACUGCGUUGGUAUGCCCUGGGAGGUCACUCUAUGGCUGGGACCUUCGAGCUUGCCGGCAUGUAUAAGCUUGGUGGAGGCGGGAUGACCUCGCUAGCACGGGCGAUUCUAGCAGACUACCGCGGGCAUGUGAUCUUCAAUGCCGUGGUUGACAAGGUAGAGCAGCGGGGAUCGACUGUCGUGGUGUCCACGAAGAAUGGACGUCGGUUCGAGGCCAAGUAUUGUAUCUCGACUAUUCCCCUGUAA
Colletotrichum fioriniae is the source of this 1674-nucleotide messenger RNA. The record is from RefSeq and is a predicted model, not a curated record. Lineage: Eukaryota; Fungi; Ascomycota; Sordariomycetes; Glomerellales; Glomerellaceae.